Messenger RNA from Lachnellula hyalina, 1752 nucleotides. RefSeq names its product Poly(A) polymerase (gene pla1). Gene Ontology annotation, cellular component: nucleus. NCBI's taxonomy places the organism in Eukaryota, Fungi, Ascomycota, Leotiomycetes, Helotiales, Lachnaceae. The transcript has 6 exons. Gene Ontology annotation, molecular function: poly(A) RNA polymerase activity; RNA binding. The record is from RefSeq and is a predicted model, not a curated record. Bases 1 to 1752 code for a protein of 583 amino acids.
AUGGCGACUGCUGGUCCAAUGCAAUAUGGCGUGACGGCACCGCUGUCGAAUGCCCUCCCGACAGACGCUGAGAACCAAGCCAGCAAUGACCUUAUCGAGGAGUUAAAGCGACAGAACAACUAUGAGAGCACAUCGGAUACCAACAAGAGAACCGUUGUCCUUCAGUCACUGCAGUCCAUAACCGAAGAAUUCGUGAGAAAAGUCAGCCGAGCACAAGGACUCAAUGAGAAUCUCGUUAAGAAUGCUGGCGGCAAAAUAUUCACGUAUGGAAGCUUUCGGCUUGGUGUGUUCGGUCCUGGUUCUGAUAUUGAUACCCUCGUUGUUGUCCCGAAACACAUCACCAUCAACGACUACUUCGAACACUUCCCUGAUCUCUUGAUUAAGAUGGCUCCCGCGGGCGCCAUCACCGAUCUCACACCUGUUACAGACUCGUUCGUCCCAAUCAUCAAAUUCGAAUAUUCUGGAAUCAGUAUUGAUCUUAUUUUCUCCCGACUUGCUUAUCUCAGCCAAGUCCCUAAAGACCUGACUCUUGCUGACGACAAUCUGCUCAAAGGUCUUAGUGAGCCCGAACUCCGUUCGUUGAAUGGCACUCGUGUUACGGAUGACAUUUUAAAUUUAGUACCCCAAAAGGCUAUCUUCAGAACCGCCCUUCGAGCGAUCAAGCUCUGGGCUCAGCGGCGUGCCAUAUAUGCCAAUAUUAUGGGAUUUCCUGGUGGUGUGGCUUGGGCUAUGCUUGUUGCUCGAGUUUGUCAACUUUAUCCGAAGGCCACGAGUUCGACUGUUGUCCUGAAGUUCUUUCGCAUAAUGGAGAAGUGGCAAUGGCCGACACCGGUACUUCUGAAACCCGCGCAGCUCACACCCAAAGGUGGUGCUCAGAUGAACGUUCGAGUGUGGAAUCCAAAAGUCUACCAUAGUGACAGGAAUCAUCUUAUGCCAAUAAUCACACCUGCCUAUCCUUCCAUGUGUGCGACUCACAACAUCACAAGAUCGACCCAGAAAAUCAUAUGCAGGGAGCUUAGACGUGGUGGAGAGAUCACAGACAAGAUCAUGACAGGCAAGAAUCCAUGGAAGGACUUGUUUAUCAAGCACACGUUUUUCACACAGGGUUACAAAUACUACCUUUCCGUCAUUGCUGCCAGUACUACCACGAAUGCCCAACUAAUCUGGGCUGGUUGGGUUGAAUCCAAAGUCCGACUUCUUGUAGCCGGUCUUGAGGACCACGAGUCAAUCGCACUAGCUCACCCCUUCAAUAAAGGCUUCGAACGGGUUCACAAAUGCCAAAGCGAGGAGGACGUCGAGAAAGCUAAGAGCAAUCUCGAGUUUCAGAUUAAGCAAAUCCCAACGGAGACUACUGACCCUGCAAAUUUACCUAACGGAGAUGCUAUUGUCAAUGAUCAGAUAGCUAAUGGUGAUGAGAAAUCGACCGUUGGUGGAGGAACCAUGGUCUAUACUACAACCUGGUACAUUGGACUGGAGUUGCAAGAAGGUGCCAAAUCCCUUGAUCUCUCUUGGCAGGUCGACAAUUUCAAAAGACUUUGUAUGGGCUGGGAAAAGCACGACCCUGAGCUUAACGCUUUGAACGUUAUUCACACCAAAAACUAUGAUCUUCCAGAAGACGUAUUUGGGGAAGGUGAAAUCAAACCUGCUCGCCCACAAAAGAGGAAGGUAGUCCACGGAGCGGCAAGGAAGCGUCCAGCAACAGAAGAGUCCUCUACUAUUCCCCCGAAAAGACAGCAGACCUCGGUCGCGUGA